Molecule: messenger RNA, 1479 nt
Organism: Thermothelomyces thermophilus ATCC 42464
Lineage: Eukaryota; Fungi; Ascomycota; Sordariomycetes; Sordariales; Chaetomiaceae
Exons: 1
Coding region: 1-1479 (492 amino acids)
Biological process (GO): regulation of DNA-templated transcription
Cellular component (GO): Rpd3L complex; Rpd3L-Expanded complex; nucleus
Source: RefSeq, a predicted model, not a curated record
AUGCCUAGAGACGAUUUAUCUAUCGACUUCGUCAGGAAGAUGCCACCUGCCGAACCGCUCGACCCGGCACUGAUCCUCGACGAGUUUAUCAACAGGACCCAGAACCUGGCUGAGGAGUUGCGCUUCCUGCAAGAAGAGAUCGCAGACAAGGAUCGUCAAUAUGACAAGCUGGUGCGGGAGAUUGAAGAACGGGAUGGGCGCAUCCAGAAGUGGAUCAAGGCACACGGCAGCCACCAUCCAAACCCAAAAGAGGAGGAAUAUCGGGCAACCAUAAGGAAGAAUUUUGAGCUAGCGGAGCAGUUGUCGAACGAGAAGAUUGCUUUGACCCAGAAGUUGCAGCAGAACUUGGACAAGCAUACUCGCCAGCUCGACAUGCAGAUCAAGAUGCUCUACGACCGCGGCGAGCCCGGUUUUACCGACCCCGAUGAACUCCCCUCUCUCCUGCGCCCUAGUGCUGCUAACGCGACGAACGGGACUGGUGGCCCCCGAGGCGCGAAUGCGGCGAAUGCUAUUUCCUCAGCUCUUAACAACAUACCGCAAGCCCGGGCGGCAAAUGCACAGGUUCGCAGUGCUCAGACUCAGCAACAAGUUUCGGCUUCGGCGCCUGCCACCCCGGCAGCGAGCAUGAUCAUGAACCGCCAGGCGAGAGAGAGCUCAGCCGGCCCGGCAACGAAGCGCGUGCCCCGGUCGAAUAGCGGAUUGGGCACCCUGCCCGCGACAUCGAGCGGGCUAGCCCGCCACUCUUCGCUCGGGCCAGGCACGCCUAAGGGGGCCCAGACGGCCGCGGGCGUUCAGCGCGCUGGUAGCGCUGGGCCGCGGGCCACAUCCAAGGCCACGCUCGCCGGCGGGGUGCGCAAGGCAGGCACACCUUCCAGUGCAGGCGGCCGCAAAAAGGGGACGCCGGCAGCCGGCGCUGGCGUCCAAAAAUCCGGCUUGUCCCGCGUCAAGCGCGCCGCCAAGAACUCACCCUCCUCCGCCGCCGAAAGCGAGCUCUCUGACGCCGAAUCAGCCAGCGACGACGAGAGCGAUACGCGCACCGGCGGCCGCGGCACCCCGGCCGCGUCUCUCUCCCGCUCCGCCUCCAACCAAGCCGCCGCCUCGCUCCCGACAGGUGGCGCCGGCGCCGGCAAUCGCGACUCGAGCCUUCACAACCGCACCCCCUCGGGCACCAGCAGCUACCCCAACGGCAACAACAGCAACGGGGCAGACCGAAACACCGCCCACCCGCGGAGCCCCCACCCGGGGCGCGGGAUCAAGGAAGAAGACGUGGACAUGAUCGACGUGGAGGACGACGAGGCCGGCGACGACCGCAAGUACUGCUCGUGCCAGAACGUCAGCUUCGGCAACAUGGUGGCCUGCGACAACGACCAGUGCCCCUACGAGUGGUUCCACUGGGGCUGCGUCGGGCUCAAGAGCGAGCCCAACGGGACGUGGUACUGUCCCGAGUGUAGUGAAAAGUUGAAGCGGAAAGGGAGUUAG